Molecule: messenger RNA, 4541 nt
Organism: Elgaria multicarinata webbii
Lineage: Eukaryota; Metazoa; Chordata; Lepidosauria; Squamata; Anguidae
Gene: ZNF839
Product: zinc finger protein 839
Exons: 8
Coding region: 1-2262 (753 amino acids)
Source: RefSeq, a predicted model, not a curated record
AUGGCGGCUUCCGAGAGGAUGGAAGCUGUUGCUCAGGUCCAGGCGGCCGCUUCUUCUGAGACGCUUUUAUACCGACAGCCCGAGGAGAGCCUGUCCACGCUGGUGACUGAAGUCGGCUGCAGGGAGCUAGAGGAACCGCCGGGGGUUGUGGCCGGAGAAGGCCCGAGAAAGCUGCUGGACGAGACGCCUCCUCCACCCCUUGGAAAUGAGGCGGGGAGGGGUGACGCCGAGGCUGCUGUAACCUCGCAGCGGAAUGGGGCUUUUCCGUCGCCAGCCCAGGACAACAACACCUUGGCGCCGCCUCCGCCUCGUCCUACCCUGGGUGAAGGCUUCAGCUUGGCGGCUUCCGCCUCGCCUUCGGGGCCCCUGCCGCCGCUGUCUAGUAUCCUGCACAACGCGGCUCAGCAGCUGCAGAGCGUGGCCCAGCGGGUCGCCCUCCAGCAGGGCAAAUCUGCCGCGGCGCCUGUUGCCCCCACCAGGCUCCUUCCGCCCAAGCAAUUGGAAGCUAUCUGUGUUCAAGUAGAGUCUGAACAGAAAAAAGGGAAAGAAAGGUCAGCACUAUCUCCUGCAACAGUUCUGUCUAAAAAUGUUACCGUGGCUCAGACAGCUGUGAAGAAUUCCAGGAUUUUAGGACUCAAUGUCAUCAAUCCCCAAAUUAUUCAGUUAAAGCCAGUUGCAGGAACUGGGUCACAGCAAUUUUUCUUAUGUAAUUCUUCUGAACCUACAGUUCAGCUACUUCUGCAGCGCCCUUUACAUCCCCUUGGACAAGUAUCUGUAGGUAAGCUAACAACACAUGGACUACUACACGGACAGAAAAACAAAUCUGUAGCUGCAGCAGAUUCUCCAAAUGUUGCUCUGGUUUCAGCUUGUUCAGCAAACUCAUUAAUAAACCAAGAGAAGAAGCAAGAAGAGCAAAAGGUUAAAAAAUCCCUCAAGGUGAAAACCCGUUCUGGACGGAUUUCACGACCUCCAAAAUAUAAAGCUAAGGAUUACAAAUUCAUUAAAACUGAAGACUUGGCUGACUGCCACAAGUCUGAUUCUGAUGACUAUUCUGAGCUAAAUUUGGAAGAUGAUGAAGGUGGUGAGGAGAAGGAAGUGUGUUCAUUAUUUGAUCCUUUGAAUUAUGAUCUGAGGCCAAAAUUGUUUAAAUGUCAACGUUGUGAAAAAUCCUACAUAGGAAAAGGAGGAUUAGCACGGCACUAUAAACUUAAUCCAGACCAUGGGCAGCAAGAACUUUCACCAUCUUCUGUAAAUGGGAUGCCACUGCUGGAGUAUACUGGGAAGUCUGAUACAUCUGCAGAAGAUAGAAAGUCUGCAGAACAACAAAAUACCCAUUUACUCCACUCUGGUCAUGGAAGACCCAAGCGACCAAGAAGGCGUGGCCGACCAAAGAUGUGUAAAAGAUCAAGGUAUUCUGGAACGUUUAGCAGGCCUGGUCAGUUCCCUUCCAAGUCUCUUAAUAUGUCAGCAGAGCACCACAAUGUAUUUAGAAGGAAAGCUAAUGUAAAAGAGCUGAUUCAGCAAUGUCGCAAUGAAGAUUUCAUGGAGCUGGCUGUUCCACGCUUUACAACACUUGUUACUGUAUUUGAUUUCCUACUGAUGAAGGCAAGGAAAAAAUGUCCAGCAAAAGUGCUCCUUCCAGAUAUAUACCGGGAAUUUGAAGAGCUACAUGCUAUAAUAAAGAAAAUGUGCCAAGACUAUUUCAGCAGUCCUGAAUUGAAGGAGCCUUUGGAAAUAAAAGACCCCAAGCUUGCUGAAUCACUAGGAAUUACAAAGAGUUCUUUUGCAGUACAAAAGACUCAAGCAGACUCUUCUCCUGGGUGUAUUAAAACUACUGGUGGGCAUGUAUUUACAGAAAUUUCAGGACAGAAACGAGUACCUGAGAGUUCAAGUGAAAUGUUGCCAUUUGCAAAGAAGACUAGAGUGGAAAAUUUGUUGGAGAAUGUGAAUAUCGAUUACUCAAAUGAUAGCGGAAUAAAGGAAAUAAGUCCUACGUAUGAAGAGUGCAGCUGUGCAGCAAAUACUUGCUGUGGAAAUAUAAUAUGGGGAAAGGAGCAACAUGAAUCUCUUGAAAUAGAAGUGGCAAAUGAUAGACUAGCUCUGGAUUUACACAAUUGCACACAAGUGAGUCUUGAGAGCUUGCAAACUUCAAGUACAGCAGACUGCCUAACCUCACAAGGUGAAACAUUGUCAACUAUUGGCGAAGGAAGUUUACAAGAAGAGCUCAUACAAGGAAACUUAAGUUGGAAUACAGCAAAAUGAAUCUUGAGUUCUAUAAACCCCUAGCUUCGGAAAAAUGUUGUCAGAAUCCUACCUGGUCAGAGCAUGAAGAAAAUGAUGGUGAAAAACGUCAAGAUCAGGGAAAAGAAAAUAACUUGACAAAACUGUUGAACACCCUAAGAGUUCUUGAGUGACACAAAAUCUUCUCCAACACUAUGGGAAUAGGUCAGACAUUUGGGUCUCAGCUGGAGAGCUUUUCAUAUAAAAGCUUAGAAAAAUCUUUGCCGGUCCAUUAAAAAGUGAUUGAAUUUAUUUGUGGGAUAGAAUAGUAUACUGGACAAUGAAAACUGGAGAUUGUGGUUAAUGGGGGAAAUAGUAAUGUUUGGGAUUAUGGAUGAGUGUCAGGAAUUCUAAUGUAGGGACACAAAAUCAUUCAGCUUCGCCUCAACCUGGUGUUGCUAUCCUGUUGUCUCUCAAACUGAAUUGUAACAUAAAAAAAAUUGAUGGUACUAUUUUAGAGAUCCAUACAUGUUCUUUGGAAAUUGUAUCACUUAGCAGUACUGCAAGCUCAUAAUGAAAGUAAAGAUAAUAUGCUUAGUGAAAUUAAGCCACUUAUAAGAACAUGUAUAGAGGCAUUCUUUAAAAGACUUCUUGAAAUGUUUUUCUUACUCAGUGUUAAUUUAUUAUUACUUCUGUUAGCUUGGCUGUAAUUAGUAUUACAGCUAACAAUUUUGAAGAGUAAGUAUGGAAGUUGGAACAAAAUUCCUAAUAACCUGCACUGUUUACCAAAUUGUCCCUUAGGAUGAAUUUAUUAGCCAAAUACGUUGCACUACAUUUUGACUAAGUAAACUAUUAGAUAGAGAGCUAUCUGGAUUUUUCUAUUGGAUAUUUUUAAUGUUAACUUUUCAUCUGUAAAAUCCUUGUUAAGUUUAAAGAAUAGUGUUCUAUAAAUACCUGUGUUUCCACAAAUUAGUAGUAAUGGCCUUCAAUUUGAAAAAUGCACUUUUGGAGAGAAUAAAGUAUCUUUGAGCCAUUUUCUGAAAUGGAAGGAUAGGCAGGUUGGCUUUAAGGUGCUACACAUACGAUCUGUUCCCAUAAAAUGACAGGAAAUUAAGGGUUAAUUAAAUAUUCCAGGUUGUAUGUCACCCACAAACUGCUUCCAUUUUGUGUAAUCAACAGCUAAACAGACCAAUCAAAGGUUGUUGUUGCAUUUCAUGAGAACCUGGACACCUUGGUUUGUUCAUGGGUUAAACAACCCAAAGUUAACUUAACAACUAAUUGUACGUUAACUUUGGGUUGGUUUGCAUGUUAUACAACAGCCUGCAAUCUGGGUGAUAGGAGGUUGCAUAUGUAACGUGGAAAUGGGAUACAACCCCAGCAAACUGUAGGUUAAUUAACCCACUGUUGCUGCUGCUAUGUGCAAACCAUAUCAUGUAGCCCUUGACAUCUUGGUUUGCCUUGGUCAUUUUAAGGCUUUGAACACAGCAAAUGUUCAAAGAUGGUAAACACAGACUUCAGAUGGAGCUGUAUUAGCCAGUUAUGAGUGGUUUAUUUAAACAUGAAUUAAAUUUAAUGUGUAAGACAUUCACAAAUGGCUUGUUCAAAGCCAGCUUCAAAUUUAGUUUCCCAUUUUAGGGGAUGGAUGUACCCUAUUCUUACUUGUAAAUGUAAAUUAUGAUGUUUACACCCAACCGUAACUUGCUGUUCUAUGACCUUUGCCAGUUUGUGGUAGCUUUAUUCUGUUGUGCUUGGAAGUAGAGACAUCUACCAAAAAUGUGUGGCCUCAAAAAAUCCCAACAGAUGAAUCCAACAACCACCCUACAGCACCUGUUUCAAUGUGGUGGUUCAGCUGAUGAAAGCUGCAGGGAGUCAAUACAAUUGAAAUCAUUUGGAUUGACUUCUGGUUAUACAUGUAUAGGAUUAUGUUAUUAAAGAACAAUAACAGCAGUUCUAGAAAAGUAUGUGGCUGUGGGCCAAACCUGAGCAAGAAUUGUAGCAUUUGCUUACUGGGUGCAAGUGUAUAGUUAUCCAAUAUCCACAAGUGCCUUAAAAAGAAAAUAGUUCUAGCAGCUCCGUUGCUGAAAAAGGAUUUCUUCUCCUGUGUGGACUAUUUGUAGAACUUUGUUCCUCCUGUCUCUUUCUCUCUGUCUUGUGCAGCUUACAUGUCCAUCUCCUGCUCCAGCUGGAUUUCAGCAGGAGCUGCUUAUUUUUCUUGGGUACCACUAUGCCUGUUGAACAUGUGCCUUGAAAACAUACAAUGUGUUAAAUGAGUAGCCUAUUAAAAUGAGAAAUUCUGAUUCUUCUCUUUAAUUUUGGGGCAC